AUGAACGUUUUCAGAAAAUAACAAGUUUCGAGAAGCAAAUUCUCAAAAACAAGGACAAUUUGCUGAGUUUCGAGGCGAACAUUGCGGAAAUCAAGGAGAAACUGCCGCAGAGACAGAAACAAAGUGACCAAAUUCGUUACGAGUCCAUCCAUGUCCUUGCCAUUUUCAGUUGACGAUAUUCUGAAAUCGUUGAAUGAAAAGCGGCGUCAAGUACUCGAGAAGCAGACCGAAUAUGCCAGUUUUCGCCUGAAUCGAACUGAGAAUUCAAUGAAGACUAAGUUGGAGAAGACUAAGAAAAAGUUGGAUGAAAUGAGGAAAAAGAAGAUUGCGCAGGUAAGUGCUCCAGUGAACUCUUUUCUCAAUAGAGCGCACUUGCAGGACAAAAAAAUCGCUCGUUUGCGUGCGGAUAUAGCGAAAAGUGAGAAGAGUUUCGAUAAGGUAGAACGGGAGAUUCGAAAAGAAAUCGAGUGAGCAAUACAGUGGUUAGCUUGUGUUUUAUUGCAUUUGAAUGCAGGAGACAAAUGGAAAACGAAACGAAAAAAGAGGAAAUCGAACGGAGAAUCAAGAUUUUCGAGGUUGAGAACUCGGGAAUUUCGGAUGAAUUUCAGAAGUUGCUCGUCAGUCUGAACGAAGAUUCGGAAAUGUGAGGGAUCUGAUAGACUUUCCGAAGGUUAAUGGGUGUUUAGGAAAGAGAAAAGUGCGGAAAAACGACUCGGAGAGUUGACCGUUUUGAUGGCGAAGGGAGCGAAGUACCUGGAGAAUCUAGAGGAGAAGAUCCAAAAUAUGAGGGAAAUGAAGAUGGAUAAGGUAUUGUUGCACUCCAGGGAAUAUCUGCAGUACCUCGAACUUGCAGAUUCCAAAUGCACUGUCCUCCAGAAGCUUCAAAAGUACUCGGAAAGGACGGUCAAAGUCAGAGAAGCCGUCGAGGAACUGGAGGCGUCUGGAAGACCUCAAAAAGCAAAUAAUUCAGCUGAAAAGAGAGUCAGAAGCUCUGGCAAUGAACAAGGGAAGAGUUAUUGAAGAGGCGAGUGCACCUCACUGAACCUAAUUGAAAACUUUGAAAAGUUUAGAAAGAAGGACUUCAAAAGACGAUGGAAGAGUACGAACGGCAGGCGGAUCGGGCCGCGCAGGAGCUCAGGAACGCAGAGAACUCGAGGAUUUCCGAACUUAAUCAACGUAAAGAAUCCUGAGCGUAGGGGAACGUAAGCUUUUCAUUUUCUUCCAGAAGAACGGAAAUUACAACCAUCCAUUCUGGUGGAGUCCAAUGAGGAAAAGAGAGCGAAAGAGGAUCUCGAAAAGUCAGAAAAGCUGAAAGAAAAGGUGAAACAAUUGGAGAAAACGACUGAGGAGCAGAGGGAAAAGCUAGAGAAAAUACGGUAUGUUCACCAGAAGUUGCUUUCGUUCCAAUCGCAAAAUAAUCCAGACGACGAUCGGAAUUCCUCAAACGACAACUGAAAUCUCACAAUGAAGUGGAUCUGCUGCAGUUUGAGAACGAGAAAUCGGAGAAGAGUGCGGAGGUGCGGGGGCUGAAAAAGCGAUGGCACGAGCAGGUGAUGACGUUGAACGCGCUCAACAAGGUCUGUUCGGUGGGGCGCGGAUGAACAUACGAACAUUCUUUGUAGAAGUUGCAACAGAGAGUUCUGCAACGAGAAGCGGCGAUGACGAAGGCAAACAGUGUCGUGUAUUUGGCGACGAAUGUGAGAGACGAGAGGAACAGAGAGAUAGAGCUGUUGCAGAAGGAGAUGACGGAGACCAAGAAGAAGUUUUGA
Caenorhabditis sp. 36 PRJEB53466 is the source of this 1769-nucleotide messenger RNA. The record is from the annotation of a GenBank genome assembly. NCBI's taxonomy places the organism in Eukaryota, Metazoa, Nematoda, Chromadorea, Rhabditida, Rhabditidae.